GAUCCCACCCCUCUUCCCGCAGGACCCCGAACCCCAAAUGAUCCUUCAGCAGGCCCUGGAGCGAGACCGACCGAAUUGGGCCCAGGGUGACCCGCGAGCUACCUUGGGGACGCCUCGAGGCUUGGACACGAGCUCCCCUCUCCGAGGAGCUGUGCCCAUGAGCACCAAGCGGCGCCUGGAGGAGGAGCAGUCUUUCCCCAGGGAGCCCCUUCGAAAGCAGUUCCUGUCUGAGGAGAAUAUGGCCACCCACUUCUCUCGACUCAGUCUGCAUAAUGACCACCCUUACUGCAGCACCCCGCUGGCUUUCUCCCCAGCUCUGCCCCCUCUCAGGAGCCCUUGCUCUGAGCUGCUUCUGUGGCGCUACCCUGGAAACUUGAUCCCUGAGGCCCUCCGACUGCUGAGGCUGGGGGACACUCCUGCAUCCCACUACCCUGCAACCCCAGCUGGGGAAAUAAUGGAGCUCUGAGUGCUGGCAGGCAGUGCACCUGCCCACCCUUCUUCUCCACAAGAGAGAAGACCAACACCACCAUGAAGGGACCAGGUGCCCUGCUUUUCUUCCAGAUCAGGCCUUUGGGCACCAAGACCUUCCCCCAACAGAGGACAGUGAGCCUGGGGUAGGAGGGACAGGAGGGACAGCCGCAUGGAAAGAGAAGCAAUCUCCCCCCGCAGAAGAAUUGAAUAAAGAAUGCUGAACAGAUA
Molecule: messenger RNA, 699 nt
Organism: Phyllostomus hastatus (greater spear-nosed bat)
Lineage: Eukaryota; Metazoa; Chordata; Mammalia; Chiroptera; Phyllostomidae
Gene: HCFC1R1
Product: host cell factor C1 regulator 1
Exons: 4
Coding region: 38-466 (142 amino acids)
Source: RefSeq, a predicted model, not a curated record